Molecule: messenger RNA, 504 nt
Organism: Funneliformis geosporum
Lineage: Eukaryota; Fungi; Glomeromycota; Glomeromycetes; Glomerales; Glomeraceae
Source: the annotation of a GenBank genome assembly
AUGUCAAAAUAUCUUGGUCCAGUUUUAAAAAAGCUUCGAGCAUUAGGUCUUCCUUUGCCACGGUUCAGAAACAAGGGAAAUAAUCCGCCCGGGCAACAUGGAGCCAAACGGAAGAGAAGAAAAUCUUCUUAUGGGUUAAAAUUACAAGAAAAACAAAAAGUCCUUUAUAGUUACGGUUCAGAAUCACGCCUAGAUAAUUUAAUCUUUAGGUCUGGGCUGCUCAACACGAUUGGUUUUGCUCGGGAAUGGGUCAGUCAUGGUCACUUUUUAGUCGAUGGCAAAAAAAUAAAUAUUCCUUCUUCUAAAAUAGAACCUGGACAAGUUAUUAGUCUAAAAAAAGAAAAAAUGAAAGAAAAUAAACUUGUCAAAGAUAAUUUGGAAAAAAAUCUAAAAUUUCCGCCCUAUCUUGCUUUUGAUAAACAAAAACUAAUUAUUACUUACUUACGUUAUCCAACCAAAGAGGAAUUAAGUAAAGAUAUUGACACUUCCCUGAUAGUAGAAUGA